AUGAGCAACUCUAACUCUACCAGCAUCAAUAUCAAUAUAAGUAACAAUUAGUAAAACAAUAACAGCACUUCAGUCAAUGAUGACAAUAUCAUUAAGAGCAGUCUGAGUAGAAAUAACAAGAACAUUAUGCAAAACUUAUCAGAGAUGAUAGAGGAGCAGAAAGUUUACAAUCAGAUCUAGCAGAACACAAAACGCAUCCAGAAUAACUUUAAAUAGCAGCUUAACUCAAUCUAAAGCCAGCAGGAUAGCAAGAGUGUACACAGUCCCCAAGUAAUGAAUAGGACAGCUAAGUUGUAAGAGAUAACUCUAAUGAAGGAUGAUCGUUACCCAUAGUAUUAGAAAUACAAGGAGCAGCAAUAGAUGAUAGAUAAUAAGUAUAAGGAGUUUUUCUUUGUGAACAAAAGUAGUUAGGACAGAUUCAACCAGAGUCAGAAUUUGCAGAAUCAGUACUCACACAGAAGAAAAGGAUCGAAUGAGAUUUCGAUGAGUUCUCAACUGCUAAGCAAUUAGAACAAUUCUAAUUCAAACUAGAACUCAAUACUCUAGCCCUUGUUUAAUCCCAAUAAAAAUGUAAUUGGAGGGAGAGAUGAAAAUAAAUCGAAGACUGCUAGAAUCAUUUAAACAAGCCAGUAGAAAGGAGGACGGAAGCUUUUAAACAGUCAAUCUUUCAUAGGCAACAGGACUGGAAAAUCUAGUGAAACCAAGGCUGGCAAAUACAAAGCAAGCAUACUAGAAAGAGACGAAUCUACUAAACACAGAAAUAUCAAAUUUUAUGAAAACCUGAUUAGACUCGACAAGCCUUAGUCAAAAAAGCAUGAGAGAAAUAAAUCAUAGGAGUAUUAAACCAAUAAAGACAUUUUAAAUGUAAUUGAAGACUAAGGUGAAUUCUUUUACCUUGGCAAAGAUGUGCAGCAAGUAUUGGAGAAGCAAUUAGUAAGGCUGAAGAAGUUUCAAGUAGAUUUCUCAAUAAGCAAGAACUUGAUUGGCAAGUCAAUUGCCAAAUUUUUCAAGAUUCAAGAUAAGGAUAUCAGUAAAGACUACUUGUCAGAUUCAUCCAAUGACUCUUGGGACUCUGCGACUAAAAAGAAAGCAAAAGUAAAGAUACUAGAGAUCCGCUAACAAAAGUUUGAAAUGCUGAGAAAGCAAGCAGAGGGACUUACUUAUCCCUUGCAAUCGUAUACAAAAGACAUUAUGAGAGGAACUCUAUCUAUGAAGCAAGAGGAGGAACUUAAAAAGAGAACAGGACUUUCAGAGUUCUUGGGUGAGCUAAAUGACUGCCAAAAGAAUCUACUGAGAAUGAUGAGUGACAUAUCACCUAAUAAUUGCAUGGCUAUUUAUGCUCUUGACUAUCUCUGGAAAAUAAUGCUAAUAAGAUUCGAAUACCAUCUAGACGAUGAAGAGCAGAGAAUCUAAAAGAUUUAGAAGUACUAUGAAGGGCAAGCAAAAAGAGAAAUUCAAGAAGUAAAGUAUUCUAUUCAAAGCAAAGAAGAACACUAUAAAGAUGUAAUUGAAAAACUUGAAAUGGUCAAGGAAAUGUAAAACUCUAGAAUUGAGAAACUCAUGCAGGACAAAGGAGAACUACUUGAUGGACUUAGAGAUAAGGAGGAUGAGAUCUAACUACUUAGGAAUCCACAUGGAGUCUCCAAAUUUGUGAAUUUAAACACAGAACUAGAAGCCUACAUAUAGACCAUGAAUGAUUAACGAAAAGAACAGACAGUAGCAUUAAAAGGCCUUAAAGUAGCUAUGGAUACUUUGACAGAUCAACAGCAGAACAAUAACAUGCUGAUGAAUAGUCAGUAUUUGAUGGUGCCCUCAUCACACUAGCUAACUUUUAGUUAGCAGACACAACAGAUGUAGGCCUAGACUUAGGCUUUGAAAUCAAAUAAUCAAUCCUAACUCGUCAGAUAGUAGUCUAUAAAAGCAUAAAACUCCCAGAAGGCGAUUGAAGAAUCUGAAAGUUCAAGUGAGGAAGAGCAAUAGCAAUAGCAUACAAUGAAAAAAGUAACUUUAGAUUUCAAAGAGGACAAGAUUAAAAGAUAAAGAUCAAAUAAAGAUUUGCAGGAUGUGCUAAGCAGAGAAGCUAAAAGUAGAGAAGGUGUUAAGACAAAUAUAAACGGAAGUUUCGACAACUAACAUUCUGUUAAUGAGGAUAACAAUCAAGUCAAAGAUUAAAGCCAUGAAAUGGCUCUAGUAAAACUUAACAAGUCAAAGGCAUUGCCCAGCUAUAGAGCAUUAGAUGAAGGUUACUUAGCUCCAUAGAUUGCCCAAUCUCAAAGUGCAGCUUUCAAAAAUUAAGCCAAGAAAAAUGCUAUACUCUAUCAUCUAAUUAGUCAACAGUAAGUUUAGAGUAUCAAAAGAUCUAAGGACUAGUAAAUAUAAACAGAUUAUGACUAGGAUUUCAUAUGUUCAGACUGUCUAAUUAGAGCCAAUAAAGAAGAAGUUGGAAGAUACUUUGAUCAUGAUAGUGAUAUCUCUAGCUCUGAGCCUGAAGCUAAAAGAAAAGGAAGUGGGGGCAAGAAUACUAAAACUCAGAAGAGCAGAAAUAAUAAAAUCACUAGUUUCAAGUCAUCAAUAAAAAAGGACUCUAUGAGCUUAUCUUAAUAGCAGCAGAAUCAAGAUUCUUCAAUUAGGGCUUUUGAUGAAUCUGAUGGCAAAAAUAAUGAUGAUUCAAGAAAUGAGGGAAACAAAAAGUCCUCCCCUGAUCCAGAAAGAAGAAAAAUAAGACGGUUGAAUACUAAACGAAAAGAGGAACUGAUGAAACUAACUAAAAUUGUAGAACAGUAGCAUCAGAAAUCAAGAGUGAUACAGAUUUAGUAGUCUAAUUCUAUCAAUCGGUCCCAAAUAUUUAAUCCUAAUUCAAGUUUGAAUAGCAGAUACCAAAACAAAAGUCCUUCCUCAAAGCUCACUAUUUCAGAUCAGUUAAACCCUGACUCAAAAGAGAUCAUUAUUAUGCCAGAGCAGACCUUGAUUAAGUAAGUUGAAGAGCUGCUUGAAAAGAAAUUCGAAAAUGAUGAGAAACUGGUGCAAAUGAUCAAGGUUUAACAGCAAUAGUAACAAAACCCCUCUCCUUAUCAAGUUAACUAUGGUCCUAAUGGCUAUAACAAUCAGGCACUUGCUCUUUAUCAAUCUUCAAAUUCUUAAUAAGACAUUCUGUAAUUUGCUUUCACUCAUUUUCUGACUAUGCAAGGACUGAAAUCAUUGGCAAUAAGAUAUUUGAAUUCUUUAUACAGUGGACUGAGGAAAAUUUAUCUGAAGAAUCCACAGGAUAACUAAUAUGCUUAGUUCUUGAUGCAAGUAUUUGGAUUUGAUCCCUAGUAAUUUCCAGCUCUGAGACCUGAUUAGACUAGAGUUGCUUUGAAGAUUAGACAUUUAUUCUAAAUUGUCUAAAGAUAGCAAGGCUAGAGAUCUUUUAAACAAGCACAGACAAGAUUAACAAAUGGAGGUCAAGUGUUGUUCCUAGAAUUCAUUCCCUUCUUUUUCAAAGCAUGCAGAACACUUGCCAAGGGAGUUUUUGCAAACUUCAUCAAUAAAAUGGAGCUAUUAGAUCUUUCCUAUAAAGAUGGCUUGACUUCUCAAUAGAUAUAAAGAUACUUUAUCUAGAUGAAGAUAUUUUUGCUUAUAUCCUAUUCCAAGAUAGACAUGAAUAAUCUGACUUUGAAAACAGAAGCCAGAGAAGUGCAAAUGGAUGUGAUCCUAAUGCAUUUAGAGGAGGCUCUUGAUAUUAAGUUACAGAAGUAGGAGGUCAAUAUCUUCAAGAAAGAAUUUGAUAAUUUUUUCUUGGUACCUAUUAAGCAGUUAGAAUCUAGAAUACAGUCAUUUACCUCUUUGGGAGCUGCGAUCAAUAGUAACAAUCCUGAAUUCUAGAUAUCACUAGUAGUGCUAAUGAAUAGAAUUUUAGAGGAGUGGGAGAUUUAUCAGAGUUCUCAAAGGAAAAAGUUGUUGAAGAAGUUCAUUGACUUUGAUGAGAAUGGAGAUGGAGUGCUCACACUAGAUGAAUUUAAAGAGCUCAUGAAGAGUCUAGAAGGGUCAGCUGUUAGCCAUGAGAGGGUGAUUCUCUUGUUCAGAGAAGCAGUAGAAUUGAGUAAUGAGAUGGAGUAAAUGCGGAUCUAAAAUGAAGAUAUAGAUGAUUUCACUGGGAAUAACGUAAUGUCUCAAGGACUCUCAGACAAAAUAUCUCCAGAAUGUUUUGUAGACACGGUGGUCAAACACAGACUUGGAGGUUAUGGCAAUGAAUUCAUAGAUUUUGAAUAUUUGCAACAGUAACUAUAACAGUAAUACCAGCAAUAGUCCUAGUAACUAGAUCUAAAUCAACAUAGAUAGGCACAAUGA
This is a messenger RNA of Stylonychia lemnae, 4329 nucleotides long. Lineage: Eukaryota; Ciliophora; Spirotrichea; Sporadotrichida; Oxytrichidae. The record is from the annotation of a GenBank genome assembly.